GAGCAGCUGGUGAAGAGGUGGCACCGAGCGGAGCGGUGGCGGUUCACGGCGAGAACCCGUCAGGCAGGCUGUGGUCGUGGACAUGACGCCUGAAUCUGACGCGGAGGAGACCCAGCCGCUCGUGCGGCGUCCGGACGGCAGCGCUGCCCGCGGCCGCCGGGUCUUCCUCGCCGCCUUCGCCGCCGCCCUGGGCCCUCUGAGCUUCGGCUUCGCGCUCGGCUACAGCUCCCCGGCUAUCCCGAGCCUGCGGCGGGCCGCGUCUCCCGCCCUGCGCCUCAGCGACAGUGCAGCCUCCUGGUUCGGGGCCAUCGUGACCCUGGGCGCCGCGGCAGGGGGUGUGCUGGGUGGCUGGCUCGUGGACCGUGCCGGGCGUAAGCUCAGCCUCCUGCUGUGUUCGGUGCCCUUCGUAACUGGUUUUGCCGUCAUCACCGCUGCCCAGAACGUGUGGAUGUUGCUCGGGGGUCGCCUCCUCACCGGCCUUGCCUGCGGCGUCGCCUCUCUAGUGGCCCCGGUCUAUAUCUCAGAAAUUGCUUACCCAGCAGUCCGAGGACUGCUUGGCUCUUGUGUGCAGCUGAUGGUUGUCACUGGAAUCCUUUUGGCCUACUUAGCAGGCUGGGUCGUGGAGUGGCGCUGGCUGGCCGUGCUGGGCUGCGUGGCCCCCACCCUCAUGCUGCUGCUCAUGUGCAACAUGCCCGAGACCCCACGCUUCCUCCUGACCCAGCACAAGCGCCAAGAGGCCAUGGAGGCCCUGCAGUUUCUGUGGGGCUCUGAGCAGGGCUGGGAAGAGCCCCACAUGGAGGUUGAGCAACAGGACUUCCAGCUGGCCCUGCUGAGGUAUCCUGGCAUCUACAAGCCCUUCAUUAUUGGCAUUUCACUCAUGGCCUUCCAGCAGCUCUCAGGAGUCAAUGCCAUCAUGUUCUAUGCUGAGACCAUCUUUGAGGAGGCCAAGUUCAAGGACAGCAGCCUGGCCUCGGUCACCGUGGGUGUCAUCCAGGUGCUGUUCACAGCAGUAGCAGCCCUCAUCAUGGACAGAGCGGGGCGGAGGCUGCUGCUGGUCUUGUCAGGUGUGGUUAUGGUGUUCAGCAUGAGCGCCUUCGGGACCUACUUCAAGCUGACCCAGGGAGGCCCCAGCAACUCCUCCCAUGCCGACCUCUUGGCACCCAUCUCUGCGAAGCCUGUUGAUGUCAAUGUGGGGCUGGCCUGGCUGGCUGUGGGCAGCAUGUGUCUGUUCAUUGCUGGCUUUGCAGUAGGCUGGGGGCCCAUUCCCUGGCUCCUCAUGUCCGAGAUCUUUCCUCUGCAUGUCAAGGGUGUGGCUACCGGUGUCUGUGUCCUCACCAACUGGCUCAUGGCUUUUCUGGUGACAAAAGAGUUCAGCAGCAUCAUGGAGAUCCUCAGGCCUUACGGAACUUUCUGGCUCGCCUCCGCCUUCUGUAUCUUCAGUGUCCUUUUCACUCUAUCCUUUGUCCCUGAAACCAAAGGCAGGACUCUGGAACAAAUCACAGCCCAUUUUGAGGGACGAUGACACUCCUUUCUGUGAAUGGUGGCCCUGAGCUGGGGUGGCUUUGGUGGGUCUCAGAAGGAAUGGAGUGGCCUGUAUUUGCAACGGAUCUCUGCUUGAUCCUGAGCCUCUGAUUCCCCAGACCCAGGGGAGCCAAGAUACCACAGCCUGUUGAUCCUGAUCCUGGGCCUCAGGGUCUUCCUUAUCCAGUUCUCACGGCCCAGACUCACUCUGUGAGGUUCCCCAGAGUCUGAGUCCAGGCUCCACCACACCCUACAGACUCAGGAAUGUCUCCAUGGAGCUGUGCAGUCAUGCAGGUUAGCUCCCCGUGCAUCCCCUGCAUGAGGCUAAGGCAGCUGAAGAGUGUGGGCUCUGGGCUCCUGUUUUCCAGUUGGAGAAUUUUUUAGAGGAGAUCUUGCUCCUCUCAUGUGACUGUGUUACCAGAAAAGAACUUUGCCAAAUAAAGAUUUGUGUCAGUAA
Jaculus jaculus (lesser Egyptian jerboa) is the source of this 1978-nucleotide messenger RNA. RefSeq names its product solute carrier family 2 member 8 (gene Slc2a8). The record is from RefSeq and is a predicted model, not a curated record. Gene Ontology annotation, biological process: transmembrane transport. Gene Ontology annotation, cellular component: membrane. The transcript has 10 exons. Gene Ontology annotation, molecular function: transmembrane transporter activity. NCBI's taxonomy places the organism in Eukaryota, Metazoa, Chordata, Mammalia, Rodentia, Dipodidae. The coding region runs from base 83 to 1522 and encodes 479 amino acids.